Messenger RNA from Phodopus roborovskii (desert hamster), 1378 nucleotides. It is a transcript of the gene Qpctl, whose product is annotated as glutaminyl-peptide cyclotransferase like. The transcript is spliced from 7 exons. The coding region runs from base 63 to 1214 and encodes 383 amino acids. Lineage: Eukaryota; Metazoa; Chordata; Mammalia; Rodentia; Cricetidae. Gene Ontology annotation, molecular function: glutaminyl-peptide cyclotransferase activity; zinc ion binding. The record is from RefSeq and is a predicted model, not a curated record.
GAGGAGGAUCUUGGCCUAAACUCAAACCACAGUCCGGUGCUUCGUCUCCGGGCGAAGCUGCCAUGAGUCCCGGGAGCCGCGGGCGGCCCCGGCAGCGGCUCGGGGAUCGGGGCCUCAUGCAGCCGCCCUCACUUUCCAAGCGCCGCCUGCUGCCGCGAGGGCAGCUCCUGCCUCUACUGCUGUUGGCUCUGGCCCUGGGCUUGGCUUUCUUCAUCGUCUGGAACGGCUGGAGCUCCGGGGUUCAGGAGCUGUCACGGAGCCGGGAUCUGCGGGCCCCGCUGAUUGGAAGCUUUCCAGAAGCCAAGCUGCGGAGGGUAGUAGGACAGCUGGACCCUCAGCGUCUCUGGGGGACUUUCCUGCGUCCCCUGAUGAUUGUGCGGCCCCCGGGUAGCCCUGGCAAUCUCCAAGUGAGAAAGUUCCUGGAGGCCACGUUGCGGUCCCUAUCAGCAGGCUGGCACGUGGAACUGGACCCUUUCACAGCCUCAACACCCUUGGGGCCACUGGACUUCGGGAACGUGGUGGCCACACUUGACCCAGGAGCGGCCCGUCACCUCACCCUGGCCUGCCAUUAUGACUCUAAGUUCUUCCCUCCUGGGUCACCCCCGUUUGUGGGGGCCACGGAUUCAGCUGUGCCCUGUGCCCUGCUUCUGGAACUGGCCCAGGCCUUUGACAGGAUGCUGAGCAGAGUCAAGCAGCAGGCAGCACCGGUGACCCUGCAGCUGCUCUUCUUGGAUGGGGAGGAGGCGCUGAAGGCGUGGGGACCGAGGGACUCCCUGUAUGGCGCCCGGCACUUAGCUCAGAUCAUGGAGUCUACACCGCACAGCCCCGGCCCCACUAGGAUCCAGGCUAUUGAGCUCUUUGUCCUUCUUGACCUUCUGGGAGCGCCCAGCCCAAUGUUCUUCAGUCACUUCCCCCGCACAGCCCGCUGGUUCCAACGGCUGAGGAGCAUCGAAAAGCGCCUUCACCGUCUGAACCUACUGCAGGCUCACCCACAGGAAGUGAUGUACUUCCAACCCGGGGAGCCCCCCAGCACUGUGGAAGAUGAUCACAUCCCCUUCCUCCGAAGAGGGGUCCCCGUGCUCCACCUCAUCGCCACACCCUUUCCUGCCGUGUGGCACACACCUGCUGAUACUGAGGCCAACCUCCACCCACCCACUGUGCACAACCUGAGCCGCAUCCUGGCUGUGUUCCUGGCCGAGUACCUGGGACUCUAGCCUGCAGAUCCUUUGGAAGGACCUUACACCCAGCUGGGGACAUGAGAGGGACACAUUGGGCCAGUGUGGAGUGGCCAGGCUCACCUCAGAUGUACGUAUGCUACAAGCAUCUCCAGCCACUGUCUUUCAAGAUGGAGGCCACAAGUCAAAGGAACAGUUUUGGC